AUGUCGCUUAUAGAUUCAACGUUUCGCCGUAGCGUAUCACAGCAUGCCAGUAUUGUUGUUGGACAGGCAGCGUUCGUGCGUGUUGCAAGUGUAAUGCGCAAAGGUAGCAAACAGAUUGCAAUGUCUUCCAUGUUCUACUUAUUGUUGGGAACGGUACUCUUCCUCACAUCGUUCGGCAUUUCCGGCUUAUGCAUAUUCUUGUCGCUUUUGCUUGGCCUUAUCCUCGGAUUGUUUAUGGCUACGCUUAAGCGUGGUCUCGAAAUAUCGGAUAAGGAUUUAUGUGAACUUGAUGAGAUCACCAAGAAAUUCCGUUUCAUAUCUGGACGCCAAGGAUAUCUGGAAAAUCGCGGACGAUUCUCCGAGAACGCUUAUGAACAGGAGCAACCCAUGACGAAUUCAGUCACUAUCGAUGCUAUACUUGAACAGAUGCUAUCUUAUGUGAUACGAGAUUUCAUUGAUUUGUGGUAUAGCAGUUUAACACCGGAUCAUCAUUUUAAAGAAAGUUUAAAACGAAGUGCUAGGCGAACUGUCGCUGCUUUUUCUCAGUGUGUUCAAAAGGUGGAUUUUGUGCCUCUCUUAACUCAGCAUAUUGUCGAUGAUAUUGCUUCACAUUUCCGUCUGUUUCGGAGAGCUAAGGAACGUGCACAGCUUCAUUACGGUAAAAAUUACACAACGGAUGAAUUAGAAACGAUGUUUUUUGAUUUAGAACUAGAAAUGGAGAAGUGUUAUUGCAGGGAUCUUGUUUCCACCUGUCCACAUUAUGAAAAUGCAUAUUUUCAUGAUGUUGCUGAUAUUCUGUUGUACCUUUUGACACCUGCUGAAGAUUUCCGUUCUCGACCCUUUCGUUUUCUUGUUCGAGAAAUAUAUAUUAAGCGUAUGAUGCUACCCCUUUUCGAUAUGCUUAGUGAUCCUGAUUUCAUUAACCACAGCAUAAUUUGGUUGCUUAGUGAAACAAGUUUGAAAUCAGAAGAUUUCAUCGCAACACUUGAAACUACUGACAGUAUGAAGGAACUGGAUGCAGUGCUGGAUUCACUUCGUGAAGAAGCAGCACAUCUGCGAACAAAAGAUUCCGGUGGUGAACAAGGCUUUUUGGUAAAACAGCAACUAGCCAGUAUUGAUUACGCAAUAAAUAUUAUAAAGCGACGAAUGGAUGCUCUAGAAACCUUCGAAGUUGAGAACGAUUUGCGAGAGGUAGCGACAAAGAUACCAUUAGGUAAUUCAUCUAUUGUACAAUUACCAAUUCACGUUGUAUUGUCAAAUAACACGGCAGUUACAUAUUUCGCUGAUUUUCUUGCGUCUGUUGGUGGACAAGCAUUAAUUGAUUGUUAUUUGGCUGUCGAGGGCUUUAAAAUAUCUGUGGAGCAUCAGCUACGAGGACUUGCUGUGGGUGAAACUCUUGAAAGUGACGCCUACGAAACAGUCAAGGAAGCAGCCAGUUUCCUUUAUCAACAAUAUAUAUCGCAGGAAGCAGUUACACGGGUUUCACUGGACGAUGUUACAGUGAAAAGAUUAUUAAUGCGCAUUCGAAAUGACGAUCCUCCUGACGUAUGGUUCGAACAAGUGCAAGCAAAGAUUGUAGAUAUUUUGCAAACUGACGAACGCUUUUACGAUUCUUUCAAAAAAAGUUCGAUAUAUAUAAAAAUGUUAAAUGAGCUUGGGCUAAAUGAGGAUAUCAAUUGUCAAAUAGCAAAUUCACAGUAUAACGAUGAAAACAAUAUUAAGUCAGUAAUCAUACCCACGUCUGAGACUAAGAUUGCAAAUAACGUCGAUGGGCUAAAACGUACACAAGUAGGAAUGCAUGCUGUCGUUGAAACACUUGGUAUUGGUCAACAAGGGAAACAGUCUUUUGCUCUUUACAAUGUACGCGUUUCACGAAUUGAUGCAACUGGAAAACAGAGUAGCACUUGGAACGUUCUUCGGCGAUAUUCUGAUUUUCAUACACUCAAUUCACUCAUACAAUCUCGCUUUCCGAAGCUCAGCAAUUUAUGUUUCCCAGGAAAAAAGACAUUCAAUAAUCUCAACUCACGUUUUCUUGAAAAAAGAACGAAAGCACUCAACAGCUACAUGAUGAGUAUCCUACAGCCAUCAGUUCUGGAAGCUAAUGCCGAUCUAGAAACACUCAUAUUUGAUUUUCUCAGCAUGAAGGAUUAUAUCGGCGAGAGGGAAGGCUUUCCGAAAAAGGUUAUGAGUGCUGUGUUUGAACCAUUAAAAAGUGGUGUACGAGCUUUCGGAAAUGCAGUAACAGCUAUGCCCGAUACAGUUUAUGAUGGAGUAACUCGUGUGGGUGAUGGUAUUAAUAAAGCUGCAAAACAGAUCAUCGAUUUUCAACCGACACAGGGUUUCAAUGGUCUAUCAAAUAAAAAGGAUGAUUUGAGUCGUGUGGCGGCCGUUUACAACGACCAGCAAUGGAUAGAAAGCAUACCAUUACGAGUCCUCGUGCUUCUAAUUGGCGAAGUAUUCGGCGUACGUUCUCGAAAUGCGUGGUUUCGAAGAAGGCUGGUAGCUGUAUUAAAUCAGUUUGUUCAUGCAACGAUGGGCUCUUCGCUGAAUCGCAAAAUUAUUGAUAUCGUCCAGUGGUUAACGUCAAAGCAGCAGGUGGCUCAAUACCUCGUUGCAUUCAGAAAUACAUUAUGGCCUGAUGGAAAGCUGGCGGAGGGUAUUAAGCGUCGUCCAGAAGGUGAACGGUUGAGAACAAGCGUAUUGGCCAGGGCCCAGAUGUUGAGUGCUUUGCCGGAUGAAUUACGACUAUUUAUAGGCGCUGAGACCACAAACAGAGGGAUCGCAAACGUUUCCGAAGCAUUUCAAAAUUGUCGACUCAACCGACGUCUUCUCUAUGUCAUAUUUGAAAGGCUUCUUGCAAAUUUUUUUCCGGACAAUCAUUUUGAAAAAAUUUUCCCUCAAUUACAUGCAAGAAGCCCACGCUCAAAGCCUUUCCAUGUUUAGCCUUCGAACAACAAACACAUCUCAUGUUCGAGGAAUGUAGAAUCCAAUUUUUUUAGAAUCAAAAAUGUCCACGCUUGAAAUUGCUAGAUUACAUGGAACCAGUUCCACUCAGGAACCUUGUGAAAUAAGUCCGUUGUCCUGUUAUUUGCACCAUCCAGUGUCAAAUUCACACCACUCAUUGUCAAGUUCUUUGUUGACGAAGGUAACUUUGGUGAUUUUGAGAUUUACGUAAAAACCCACUAUGACAGAUGCUUGCGUUAUAGAUCAACUGAAUUAUAUUCACGAGAAGGAAAUCAUACGACGCUCCGAUAGACAGCCUCAGCAGUAUAUUCAGCGAAGCAGGAAGACAGAGCGUUCAGCCAUGCUUAUAGCUAAUUUCAUUCUAAUGCUCAGCCAGCUCAUAAAGUACUUAGUUUACCAUUUCGUUGAUCUCACUGAUAUGGGUUUGUAUGUUUGUAAGAUUAUUUACCAUAUUUUUAUUUCGACUUAACCUGUAUUACCUUAUCAUUGCGAUUUGUUCACUUUAGUAAUGACCUCUUGUCAUUCUGCUCCCCAGACAUAUGGGUCUUUACCGGGUGCUGAUAUUACCUUUUAGAUAGUUUUGCUUAAGCGAUUUAACAAACGCAUAAAAUAGGAUAUUAAUUAUGCCACUUCGUAAUGUCUAAGACUGUCCGACGAUAUAGUCGAUAUAGUCAGUACGACGUAAUAAAAUUAAAUGUCUUUUCAAGGAAAUCACGUCCUCACUGAAGUCACCAAAUCGCCUUUCAAGACUUCAAAAAGGAUAUCCCUCAUC
This is a messenger RNA of Loa loa (African eye worm), 3736 nucleotides long. RefSeq names its product PXA domain-containing protein. Bases 1 to 2943 code for a protein of 980 amino acids. Gene Ontology annotation, molecular function: phosphatidylinositol binding. Gene Ontology annotation, biological process: positive regulation of GTPase activity. Lineage: Eukaryota; Metazoa; Nematoda; Chromadorea; Rhabditida; Onchocercidae. The transcript has 20 exons. Gene Ontology annotation, cellular component: early endosome. The record is from RefSeq and is a predicted model, not a curated record.